Molecule: messenger RNA, 1968 nt
Organism: Penicillium diatomitis
Lineage: Eukaryota; Fungi; Ascomycota; Eurotiomycetes; Eurotiales; Aspergillaceae
Exons: 2
Coding region: 1-1968 (655 amino acids)
Cellular component (GO): mitochondrion
Source: RefSeq, a predicted model, not a curated record
AUGUCCCUUUGCGCAAGAGGCGCCCUGUUCCGGGCAGGAAAACUCAGAAAACUGCAACCCAUCUCGAGAGCUCUGACAGCUCAGUUUGAAUACUCAACAUGGUCGAAUAACGGUCCAAGUCGCUUUGCGACCAAGCACAACUCUCCUCUCAGCCUCCGACACGGCCAGAUUCGCAAAUUCUCGGCACCUCAAUCUCAACAAGGGAAAGAUGAACUUGGUCAAGAUGAACUCAUCGAUGUGCUACCUAUCUGUUGUCCUGGGUGUGGCGCAUUCUCUCAGACAAUCGAGCCUGAAGAGCCUGGCUACUACAGUGCCAACCGAAAGCAGACCAGGAAGCUCUUAGCUCGGAAGAAGGGUGCUCUCGAGCAAAGUAGCAAGGAGCAGGAUGAGAAAGAUGCCAUCCUGAAAGAUGCUGGAAUUGAAGACGACUCACAGUCUUCGGCGCCGGUCCCGAUUCAUGCAACUGACAGUCUAAAACAAGGCGGCGCUCUUCCUGACGACGUUCUCGUCCCUGAGAGUCAACCUACAACUGAACUACUAGAAGCACCAUCGCGUGUGUCCCAUGUCUGUGAUCGCUGUCACGACCUGAUACAUCAUAACAAGGCCGCCUCUUUGCCCAAGCCUUCUGUACACUCAAUCCGGGAAUUGAUGGACGAGUCACCUUACAAAUACAAUCGCAUUUACCAUAUCUUGGAUGCCGCGGAUUUCCCGAUGUCCCUCAUCCCACGCAUCCACGCUGCCUUGGACGCUCAAGAGCAACGGUCGAAGAAUCGACGAGCAACGAACGAGAAGUACAGCGGUGGCAGGAAGCUGCCCACCUUGAGUUUCGUCAUUACACGCGCGGACCUGCUUGCAGCCACCAAGGAACAGGUAGACUCCAAGAUGGAGUAUAUCCGCAAUGUACUGCGGGAUGCUCUGGGAAAGGCGGGUAGAGACGUCAGAUUAGGCAAUGUGCACAUGAUUAGCGCUCAUCGCGGUUGGUGGACGAAACAGGUCAAAGAAGAGAUCAAAGAGCAUGGCGGAGGUAUUUGGGUUGUUGGCAAGGCCAACGUUGGAAAAAGCAGCUUCAUUGAAGUGUGUUUUCCGAAAGAUUCGUCUCGCCUCGAGAAUAUGGCUGAGUGGAUUGAACAACAGCGGGAAGAGCAUGAGAUUCCUAAUCAGCGCCAGGCCUCUCUGCUCGAUCCCGAGAGCUUGCUUCCGCCGGCGCCACGCGAGGACAUGUACCCGGUGCUUCCUGUGAUUUCCUCCUUGCCUGGUACCACGGUGUCUCCGAUUCGAAUUCCAUUCGGUCGCGGAAAGGGCGAAGUCAUUGAUCUGCCUGGCCUUGAACGUGGAGAGCUCGAAGAUUAUGUUCGCGACGAGCAUAAGCGUGACUUGAUCAUGACCAAGCGUGUCAAGCCUGAACGGUGUACAGUCAAACCAGGUCAAUCCCUUCUCCUGGGAGGUGGUCUGGUGCGCAUCACCGCUGUUGACCCAGACGACACCGUUCUCGCUGCAUGCUUUGUCCCCAUUGAGCCGCACGUCACUAAGACUGAUAAGGCCAUUGAGCUCCAAACAGAGCGACGCCCGUAUGUCGGGAAGCAGCUUAUGAAAGAAGGAACUGGCGCGACGAUUGCCUCGUCAGGAAAGUUCGACUUGCGCUGGGACACGACUGCCUCUAACCUCCCGUCGCUCGUGGCCAAAGCUGUGAAAGACAAAGGCAUACCUAUUCCCAAACUUCCCUACCGAGUCAUGUCGGCCGAUAUUCUCGUUGAAGGCUGCGGCUGGAUCGAAGUAAGCAUCCAGGUCCGAGCAAGACGCUACCCAGGGAACAAGAACGACCAGGUGAACUAUCCACAGAUUGAGGUCUUCACUCCCAACGGCAAGCAUAUUGGUAUUCGACCUCCAAUCCAGUGCUGGGACUUCAUUGCGCAAAAGCUGAAGGCAGACAAAAGGAAAAGACCGCGACUGAGGUUCCGCUAUAGCUGA